Hyaena hyaena (striped hyena) is the source of this 1933-nucleotide messenger RNA. RefSeq names its product exosome component 5 (gene EXOSC5). The transcript has 6 exons. Lineage: Eukaryota; Metazoa; Chordata; Mammalia; Carnivora; Hyaenidae. Gene Ontology annotation, cellular component: nucleolus; cytoplasmic exosome (RNase complex); nuclear exosome (RNase complex). The coding region runs from base 70 to 777 and encodes 235 amino acids. The record is from RefSeq and is a predicted model, not a curated record. Gene Ontology annotation, biological process: nuclear mRNA surveillance; poly(A)-dependent snoRNA 3'-end processing; rRNA catabolic process.
GCAGCUUGUACGCACGCGCGCGCCAUUGCGCGGAAGUGAGGGCCCCAGUAGCACGUGGGCUCUGGGACGAUGGAGGGGGCUCUGCGGGCUAACGCCAAGAUGAGCACUGAGUCUGGAGUAGAGUCCAGUCCUCGGGGCCCUGGCUGCAGCCUCCGUCACUUUGCCUGUGAACAGAACUUGUUAUCCCGCCCGGACGGCUCUGCCUCUUUCUUGCAAGGGGACACAUCGGUACUGGCGGGCGUGUACGGGCCAGCCGAGGUGAAGGUCAGCAAAGAGAUCUUCAACAAGGCCACCCUGGAGGUGAUUCUGAGGCCGAAGAUCGGGCUGCCUGGCGUCGCCGAGAAGAGCCGGGAGCGGCUGAUCAGGAACACGUGUGAAGCAGUGGUUUUGGGAGCGCUGCACCCCCGAACCUCCAUUACUGUGGUGCUGCAGGUCAUCAGUGAUGCUGGCUCUCUUCUGGCCUGUUGCCUGAAUGCUGCCUGCAUGGCGUUGGUGGACGCAGGGGUGCCCAUGCGCGCCCUCUUCUGUGGGGUCACCUGUGCUCUGGACUCUGAGGGGACCCUCGUGCUGGACCCCACGGCCAAGCAGGAGAAGGAGGCCCGGGCCGUCCUGACCUUUGCCCUCGACAGUGUGGAACGGAAGCUGCUGAUGUCCACCACCAAGGGGCUCUAUUCGGAUGCCGAGCUCCAGCAGUGCCUGGCCGCGGCCCAGGCCGCCUCGCAAUGCGUCUUCCGCUUCUACCGGGAAUCGCUGCAGAGGCGUUACUCCAAGAGCUGAGGCAAGCUGGGGCAGGGCGCCCUCCCGCCGCCGCCUCCGUGGAAAAUAAACCAGCAGCCAGGCCUCGCCUCUCCAGCCCUGUGUGCCCGGAGGAGCUUGCGGGCCUGGGGGCGCAGACUCCUGCCCCGCCCCCCCACCCCCCAAGCAUUUCCACACCGGGAAGCAAGCCCCACCCACCCUGCCAGUCCGACAGAUACCCAUGGGGUGUCCGCCCUGUGCGGGUCCUGCUAGGUACCAGAGACCCAGCAGUGAACAGCCCCCCCCAGGUUCGAGGAGCAGUGGGGUGAUAGGCCAAGGCAGUUGGUAUUUGUCAGAUGGUGGUAAAUGCUGUGUAAAAAGCAAAAAGCAGGGAGGCCAGAUUUAAUGCAGCAGUCAGGGACGUCGCAGGGGAGCCCAGGAGGAGGCCUGGGGAAGAGGGAGGACCGGAUUAGGGGUGGCUCUGGUGUGCAGGGCAAGUAGGGAGGGGGGAGGGAGGAGAUGGGUCAGGGAGGGAGCAGGCACAGCGGGAGGGCCUUGCGGGUCUUGGCAUCCCUGCCUUAACAAGAAGGAACAAGCUCAAGAAGGCAGUUAGCUGCAGAUGUCCCCAGCUAGCUGGUGACGGAGCAGGGGGUUCUGCUCAGAGUCCGGCCCCAGAGCCCUUCACCGUCCGGACGAGCCCAGGAGACCCCAGCACACUCUGGACCGCGGUUCCCCAUCUGUAAGCAGAGGAGGCUGAGACCCAUUGGUUAGGUGUGUGGAAACACGGGAAGGGGGUUUUUAGCAGCCAUUGGACCGCUCUAUCCCCCACUCCCAUAUUUAGGGGGCAGGAGCCAAGAGUAUGAGCACAUCUCACAGGAGUAACUCUCCCACAGCUGGGCCACAUGGUCACCAGAUUCUGCGGGGCGCUAACAUUUGGGGGUUUACAGUGAAAAUUAUACGUCUGGCGGGCCCGCAGCCGCAUGCUUCACAUGCUUGAACUAGCUCACACGGUUCCCACAAUUGCCCCCUUGGAGCCUGUGUCAUUUUCGUCCCCAGUUACCAAGAAGGGGAAGCAUCAAAGUCUUGAGCUUGAAACGCUGUUCUGUGAGACCCAGGAGAACACCAAAUGGGAAAGUGUUGUCUUGUAGUAAGAUCCACCAGAAUGGCAUUAAACAGAAUGAGAAAACUAAGCCAUAAA